This is a messenger RNA of Elaeis guineensis (African oil palm), 1768 nucleotides long. RefSeq lists its product as uncharacterized. Lineage: Eukaryota; Viridiplantae; Streptophyta; Magnoliopsida; Arecales; Arecaceae. The record is from RefSeq and is a predicted model, not a curated record.
AAUGUUUGUUUUCAAGGGAGAAGGCAGUGGGACUUCUCUUCCCUCCUCCUCUCAUGAGCACUGGUGGGUGAGUUGGCUGAAGGCAUCUGGCAGUGGAAAGAGCGCCGUGUUUGUCUGCUUUUGCUUUUUCCGUUGUGUUUUUUUUUUUUUUUAACCGCCCACAUUCUCCAAUCUUUGCCCCGUGGGUUGUGUUCGUCCCUCACCUCAUACUUUCUUUGCCAAUUCCUAAAAAAAAAAAAAACGGAUUUUUUCUCUCUUGGAUGCGGGAGUAGUUGGAGUUCCUCGAUGCAAUGAGGAAGGGGCCUGUUAUGUUUUUGUAAUCUUUCUUCCAAAGAAGAUACAAAGGGGUCUGCUUUGAGUUCUUGACUGAAUGUGGUGAGUGGUUCUUUUCAGUUGCAAAGAUUUUGUGCGACGAGGAGAAGCAAGAUUGGUGUUUGUGGUAAUUCCAUGAGUUGUUGAUUGGAUGAGGCGAGUGGGGCUGCCGGUCUCUUUGUUCUGAUCCCUUUGUUUUAGUGAAAGGCGAGGCCUGGGAGUUUUGAGUUGUGGACUUGUUGUCACCAGAAUGAGGGAUUUCCCAUCUUGCUUUGGGGAGAAUGGAGUUCAGGUUGUUGAUUCCUCAUCGUCGAGCGCCGGCAAGACGGUGCAGAAUCUGGUGAGCUGCGUCUACCGGACGCAGCUGUGCAGACGGUCUUGCGUGAUCACAGUGACGUGGAGCAAGAACCUGAUGAGCCAGGGGCUUAGCAUUGGGAUAGAUGAUUCUGCCAACCGGAGUGUCUGCAAGGUGGAUAUAAAGCCAUGGCUGUUCUCGAAGAGGAAAGGCUCCAAGAGCUUGGAGGCGGAGAAUAGCAAGGUCGACAUCUUCUGGGACCUCUCUGCUGCCAAAUUUGGAUCCGGGCCGGAGCCCUUGGAAGGUUUCUAUGUCGCGGUGGUCUUUGAUCUUGAGAUGGUGCUCCUGCUUGGAGAUUUGACCAAGGAAGCCUACCGGAAGACCAGUGCGAGCCCGCCGCCGUCGAAUGCGGUGUUCAUAGCCAGGAGGGAGCACAUUUAUGGCAAGAAUGUCUACUGUACAAAGGCUCAGUUUUGCGACAAUGGACAAGUACAUGAUAUUGCAAUUGAGUGCGAGACAGUUGGGCUCAAAGAUCCAAGCCUGGAGAUUCGCAUUGACAAGAAGAGGGUAAUGCAGGUGAAGAGACUCGGAUGGAAGUUUCGGGGAAAUCAGACAAUCCUGGUCGAUGGGCUCCCUGUGGAGGUGUUUUGGGAUGUCCACAACUGGCUUUUUGGGACCCCUACUGGAAAUGCUGUCUUCAUGUUUCAGACUUGCAUUUCAGCUGAGAAAUUGCUGCCAUGGUCCUCCUCACAGAUUUUCAGGGAAUCUGAAUUGCAAGGGCUAGGUUUCUCCUUGAUAUUGUAUGCUUGGAAGGAUGAGUAGGUGUCGGCAGGAAGAAAUGUUUGCUCCCUCAUCUUCACCUUUGAGUGCUAACAAAACACUUUUAGCGAGUGAUUUGUUUUUAACGAUGUGCGUGAGGCUCCCAUUUGUUCUUGUUUUUUGGCCCCUCUUUUGCCACCCCUCUUAUAAAUUUGAUCUGUUUGAAUAUAUUGGUCAUGAUCUGAAACUUCUUAUUGGUUACGCUCGCUGUUUCUUCUCACUUCUUGAGUUUGCAUCUUAUGUUGGAGCAGUUAUUGAAUCACUGUAGUUUAUCUGUGGGAAGAAAAUAACAUUGUUAUGUACACUUAUUCAAAAAUUUGGAAGCAAUAGAGAAUAUAUUUU